Ipomoea nil (Japanese morning glory) is the source of this 849-nucleotide messenger RNA. RefSeq lists its product as uncharacterized. The transcript is spliced from 4 exons. The record is from RefSeq and is a predicted model, not a curated record. Bases 1 to 849 code for a protein of 282 amino acids. Lineage: Eukaryota; Viridiplantae; Streptophyta; Magnoliopsida; Solanales; Convolvulaceae.
AUGCUUCAGCACGCUGCCACUGUGCUGGUUGCGCCAGAACAGCCUAUUGGCAAAGCCGUUGCGCCAAAGCAGUCCACUGCCGUGACAGUCGAGCCUGAGCAGUCUGAACACCAGCCAGACAAGGCUGAUGGAUCAAUUGAAAGACACAAGGCGAGGUUAGUAGCAAAAGGGUUUAAUCAGGUUCCUGAUCAAGAUUUUUUUGACACAUUCAGUCCCGUGCUUAAGCUUACUAUGGCUCCUAGAGUGUGGUUUAACCGCCUACAUUCGUUUUUACUAUCUGUUGGGUUUCAGGCUUCAAAGACAUAUGUGGACCUUGGUGAACCAGGUUUUUUCCUUGGCAUUGAAACUGUUAAAUGUGAUGAUGGGAUCUUACUGUCUCAACAAAGAUAUAUGAAUGAUACUUUGAAACUUGCUGGGAUGGCGGAAUGCAAGCCUCUAUCUACUCUUAUUCCUGUUUCAAAAUUUGUCCCAUUUAGUGCAGAUUUUUAUGAUGAUCCUACGCAGUACAGGAGCCUGGCUGGAGCAUUGCAAUACCUCACCAUCACGCGACCUGACCCGUGUUUUGCGGUUAAUCAGCUCUGUCAGCAUAUGCAUGCUCUUACAGAAUCACAUUGGGAGCAACUAAAACGUGUGUUGAGGUAUGUUAAAGGAACAAUUACUUUUGGAUUGCAUAUAAGGAAGUCAGUGUCAAAAGAACUUCAUGUUUUUUCUGAUUCUGACUGGGUUGGUUGUCUUGAAGAUCGUAAGUUUACUAGUGGUUAUGCUGUGUUUCUUGGGUUCAAUCUUGUGUCUUGGGUUUGCAAGAAACAAAGAACUGUUGCUAGAUCUUCCACUGCUACAAAGUUCUAG